CCUGUCUGUAAAAGAUGUUAGGAAGGAGAACCAAGGCAAAUACACUUUUAAAGUGGGUGAUCUGAAGACAAGUGCCACACUGAAGAUGAAAUUGCGUCCUGUAACACUGAUGCAAGGCCUCUCUGAUCUGACAAUUUGUGAGGGUGAUAUUGCCCAGUUGGAGGUGCGAUUCUCUCAGGAAAAUGUGGAGGGAACAUGGAUGAAAAAUGGCCAGCCCAUCACUGCCACAGACCGAAUUCACAUUGUCAUUGACAAACUUGUCCACAAACUUCUGUUUGAAAAUGUCAACAGGGCAUUCAAGACAUUGCUACAAGUGGAAAACUUUCUGUCCAAACUAUUGAAAUCAUAUUACCUCUCAAGGAUGUUCAUUCUAUCGAGGGUACAAAGGCAGUGCUAGAAGCUAAAAUCUCUGCCUCGGAUGUUAAUGCUUUGAAAUGGUACCAACAUGACAAGCUCCUUGUGGCUAGGGAGAGAAUCCAGAUGGUUGCCAAAGGGACCAAACAGAGACUAGUUUUGAAUAGGUCC
This is a messenger RNA of Sinocyclocheilus anshuiensis, 525 nucleotides long. RefSeq names its product titin-like. The record is from RefSeq and is a predicted model, not a curated record. The coding region runs from base 86 to 397 and encodes 103 amino acids. The transcript is spliced from 3 exons. Lineage: Eukaryota; Metazoa; Chordata; Actinopteri; Cypriniformes; Cyprinidae.